AUGAAGUCCGCUAAGUCAAGAACGCGACUAAAUGAUAUGCGAACGCCAAGUAGAAGUAAACAAAAUUUAUACCAGGGAGAUCGAGACCCGGUACAUGUUUAUUGUCGCUUACGCCCGAUGCAGAAUGAUAAUGAUAAUUCCUGUAUUAAUAUACUUUCCCCAACAACAGUCCUUAUGGUGCCACCCCCUACAGCGUUAGCCUACCGAAAUGAAAAUAGUAAAACGAUGAAAUACACUUUCAAAGAAGUAUUCCCGCCCAAUUCUAAUCAACAAGAAAUCUUCGAUAAAGUAGCAUACCCUUUAGUGGAUGGCUUAAUCAAAGGUAAGAAUGGACUUUUAUUUACUUACGGAGUCACUGGGAGCGGUAAAACUUUCACCAUGACGGGUGAUACUCAAAACUGUGGGAUACUUCCGAGAUGUUUGAAUGUUAUUUUUAAAACAAUAAAUGAUUUGCAAGCACAUAAAUAUAUAUUCAAGCCAGAUAGAAUGAAUAUGUUUGAUGUUCAGACAGAAGCUGAAGCUAUGCUGGAACGGCAGAAAGAAUUACACAAGUUUCGCAGUGGUCGAAAAAAUAAUUCUAAUCCAGAUUUAGUUAUGUCUAAUACAGAUAUAAGUAAGGUAGACGGUGUUAUUGAAGACAAUCAGUAUGCUGUUUUCGUCACUUACAUUGAGAUAUACAACAACAGUGUUUUUGAUUUACUCGAAGAGGGCCCACCUAGCAAAAGUCUCUCUACAAAAAUGAUUAGAGAAGAUGCAUCUCAUAAAAUGUAUGUUCAUAAUGUUACAGAAGUAGAGAUUAAGUCGGCAGAAGAAGCAUUUGAAACUUUUUAUUUAGGCUUAAAAAGAAAACGUAUGGCUCACACCAAUCUAAAUGCCGAAUCUAGUCGAAGCCAUUCAGUUUUUACUAUACGCCUGGUGCAGGCACCAGUUGAUGAGGUUGGAGAAGCUGUGAUACAAAAAAAAGAAUUUAUUACAAUAAGUCAACUGAGUCUUGUUGAUCUUGCUGGCAGUGAACGGACAAACAGAACACAAAAUACUGGAGACAGGCUGCGAGAAGCCAGUAACAUUAAUAAAUCUCUUAUGACUCUAAGAACAUGCUUAGAAAUGUUAAGAGAAAAUCAACUUAAUUCUGCAAAAAAUAAGGUACCUUACCGUGAGUCAAGGAUUACUCACUUAUUUAAGAACUUCUUUGAGGGAGAAGGUCAGGUUAGAAUGAUAGUAUGUGCAAAUCCUAGAGCGGAAGAUUAUGAUGAAACACUUCAAGUAAUGCGAUUUGCUGAAAUGGCUGCAGAAGUAGAAGUAGCAAAGCCUCAAAUAACAGAUAUAGCAGCUUCUAUUGGUUUGAUGUCUGGUCGUAGAAAAGCUAAUAGAUUAUUUAACAUGGCUCGUGAUAAAUUAGAAAAAGCUGAAGCUAAAGAUCUUGAGUUGGACUUGGGUCUUGUUUAUAGUCUUGGCCCAGACUUCCCUAGUCUUGAGUUGAAUAGCUCCCAGGCAGCUCAUAUUACUAAAGAAUUAAUGGCGCACUUGGAAAUGCGUAUUAAUCGUCGAGAAACUCUACGAAGAACUUUAGCUCUCAAAGACGAAAAAUUCCGUUCAGCCCUACUUGAACUUCAAAAAGAGGUCCUAGAACUGAGAAGUGAAAACGCAUCUUUAAAUGCUCAGUUAUCUACAGAGAAACGUCGCAAUCAUGCUUUUGAAGAACGCCUUACAAGGUCAGAAAAUGAGGUCAUAAAUUAUCAAAAAAAACUAACAGAAAUGACUGAGUACUCAUCAUCCUUAAAACGUGAGAUGCAAGAAAAGGAUCUUUUAUUAAACCAAAAUAAGCUAGACAAGGCAAAGCAAAAGAAGCUCUUGGAACGAAAAUAUCAGCACAAAAUGGCUGCAGAACAUGAAAAAGCUAAGGAAAUUAUAUCAGAAAAAGAACGGUUGGAAAAUGCCAAUGAAGAAAAGGAAAAUAGGCUUCGAAUAAUUGAAAAUGCUUUAAAAGGUGAAAAGCAUUUAGAUACUGGGGCACAAACAAGUGUGAGGGACUUUACUCCUGGUUCUACACCUCGGGCCCUUCCCGCCCAUUUACUCUCACCAUUCAUUGCACAAUCAAAAGAUUCUCAAACAUCACGCUCCAGACGUGGUGUGGCCAUCGCGAAUCCGCGCCACCGCAGGUCUUUAUCAGCAGAUGGCAAAGGAUGGGUAGAACAUGCCCCAAACAAACUUGUUCCCAUGGGCACAGUAAUGAAACCAAGCAUUGGGAACAGUAAGCUUGUAAAUAAACUAACUAAUGUUAAAGACAUUGCUAACACAAAGACAUCUAAAUACUGCUUGAUAUCUCAAGAGCAAGAUACAGACGGUGAAUUAGAAACAAAAUUGUAUAAAGGAGAUAUUGUACCUACAUGUGGUGGCGGGGCGCAGGUGAUAUUUAAUGAUGUUGAGAUGCUUAAGCAGUUUUCACCAACUAAUGAAAGAGAGCCGUCUUCAAACAGAACUUCUGGAUGUGCAAGACAUUCAGGUAAAAGAAGAGACACUGGUUGUUCACCACCACCAACACCAUCAACAGUGAAGAAACAGAGGGUAGAUGAUGAUUAA
Molecule: messenger RNA, 2580 nt
Organism: Pieris macdunnoughi
Lineage: Eukaryota; Metazoa; Arthropoda; Insecta; Lepidoptera; Pieridae
Source: the annotation of a GenBank genome assembly